UAACAUUGAAAAAGAAGUAAAGCAAUAACUUCGCGUAUAAGUUUUCCCGGCUUUUAGUUUCCAUUCCGGGGAAAUUUCAGUAGCUAUGUCGACCAUUUCGUUUCCAAGAACUAAUUUCUUUACUUACGCUUGCAAUGGAUCGAGUCCCCGCCACAAGCUUCAUUCAAUUUCGCUCACUCCAACUACGAAAAUGAAUACGAAAUUAAUCGGCCUGGUGAGGAAGGAAGAUCAUUCGGUAUUGCCUCGAACGUCGUUGAUUACUCAUCUAAAAUUCAACAGUCUAGAACCGUCGGAUGAGGAUCUUUUUCACGAAAAGAAAUUAGUAUUCGGAAAUUACGUGGCGAGACAGGCCGUCCGCGAUGAAGAAUUGUGGGUAGCGGCAUAUCUGAGAGCAGAAACUCACUGGGAAGAUCAACCAGGCGAUGAAAAAUUGAUCGAACACCUCAAAAUGGAUUUCAUUGAGCGGGUAGGACAGACUAGUGGCUUUCUCUUAAUUACUUGCAUAUACAUAUGAAUUUUGGGUUACAUGUGAAAUGUUUACAAACAUUCCAUGAUUUACAGGAGUUCAAUUCCUUGAAAAUGCGAUGCCGGGGGCAAUUCGGGCAGAUAAAUAAAUGUGUCGUCGCGGUACAAUGUUUCUAUUUUUAUGUUCUUCUUUUCCCAGAUUGGUAUUCCUUUCAAUGUGUUUGUUGUCUC
Molecule: messenger RNA, 696 nt
Organism: Gossypium arboreum
Lineage: Eukaryota; Viridiplantae; Streptophyta; Magnoliopsida; Malvales; Malvaceae
Exons: 4
Coding region: 86-514 (142 amino acids)
Source: RefSeq, a predicted model, not a curated record